GGCGCCGCCACCGGAGCCGAGCUGAGUCGCGCAGCGCGCAGCACUGUCCGCGCAGAGCCAAGCGGGGGCGGCGGGAGCAGCUGCCGGGAUCCUUCAGCUGAAGACGAGCGAUCAGAUCUGGUGGACCCGUGAGCCGCGGAGCCGCGGGGAGCUUACGGGCCCGGUCGCAGACAGAGCUGGCAGCGGUUCCUGGAGGAAAUAGGGCCGAGCGGGCCAGGAGCAGAAGGGAAGGAAGCGCAGGAUCGCUGAUGUCAGAGCAGCCCGGAAAGUCGUGCCGGAGAAACCUGAAGACACCCGGCUUUGAGCCGCCCCGGAGAGACCCUGCGGGACCCCACGCCCCUUCGCAACCGGGUCCCUGCGCGCAGGCGACCGGGACGAAUACGCGAAGACCCAAUCGGGGGCUACCCCAGGAAUACAGGCAAGCAGCCGGCGCGGGCCGAGGAUUUUAAUGAUCCUGGGUUCCAUGUGGACCAGGCUGUUCCUGUGACUCGGGUCAGGCAGGACUGGGCGCACGCUGCCCUGGGCAAUCGCCAGACGAGCGGACGAAGCGGGGACGCAGGGACAGACAGACAGCGCCGAGCUGGAACCAUGUGAGAGCUCAUCUUGAAAAGUGGAGAAACACACAGAGGAGCUGUCCCCCAGCUGUCCCCUUUAGGGAUGGAGCAGAGGAGGUUCCAGUUGCGGGCCAUGCAGGCUGACAACCUGUCUGUGGUAUUGCUCUCUGUGGCCUGGCUCCUGCUAGCCCGUGGGACCACAGGUAUGCCUCAGUUCAGCACUUUCCACUCUGAGAAUCGUGACUGGACUUUUAACCAUUUGACUGUACACCGAAGAACAGGGGCUGUGUACGUGGGGGCCAUCAAUCGCGUCUACAAGUUGACUGGCAACCUCACCAUCCAGGUGGCUCACAAGACGGGGCCAGAAGAGGACAAUAAGGCUUGCUACCCACCCCUCAUUGUACAGCCCUGUAGCGAAGUGCUCACACUUACCAACAAUGUCAACAAACUACUGAUCAUCGACUACUCGGAGAAUCGCCUGCUUGCCUGUGGAAGCCUCUACCAGGGUGUUUGCAAGCUCCUGCGGCUAGAUGACCUCUUCAUCCUGGUGGAGCCAUCCCACAAGAAGGAGCACUACUUGUCCAGUGUCAAUAAGACAGGAACCAUGUACGGUGUGAUUGUGCGCUCUGAGGGGGAAGACGGCAAGCUUUUUAUCGGCACUGCUGUGGAUGGCAAGCAGGAUUACUUCCCGACCCUGUCCAGCCGCAAGCUGCCCCGUGACCCCGAGUCUUCGGCAAUGCUGGACUAUGAGCUCCACAGUGAUUUUGUCUCUUCCCUCAUCAAGAUCCCCUCUGACACCCUAGCCCUGGUCUCCCACUUUGACAUUUUCUACAUCUAUGGCUUUGCCAGUGGAGGGUUUGUCUACUUUCUCACUGUCCAGCCAGAGACCCCAGAGGGCAUGGCCAUCAAUUCAGCUGGAGACCUCUUCUAUACCUCGAGAAUCGUGCGUCUCUGCAAGGAUGACCCCAAGUUCCAUUCCUAUGUGUCCCUGCCCUUUGGCUGCACACGAGCUGGGGUGGAAUACCGCCUUCUGCAGGCAGCUUACCUCGCAAAGCCAGGGGAAGCUCUAGCUCAGGCCUUCAACAUCAGCAGUGAGGAAGAUGUGCUGUUUGCCAUCUUCUCCAAGGGGCAGAAGCAGUACCACCAUCCCCCUGAUGACUCUGCCCUAUGUGCCUUCCCCAUCCGGGCCAUCAACUUGCAAAUCAAGGAGCGGUUGCAGUCUUGCUACCAUGGAGAGGGCAACUUGGAGCUCAACUGGCUGCUGGGAAAGGAUGUACAGUGCACCAAGGCGCCAGUCCCCAUCGAUGAUAACUUCUGUGGCCUGGACAUCAACCAGCCUCUGGGAGGCUCCACUCCUGUGGAGGGACUGACCUUGUACACCACCAGCAGGGACCGCCUGACCUCUGUGGCCUCCUAUGUUUACAAUGGCUACAGUGUGGUGUUUGUGGGGACUAAGAGUGGCAAGCUAAAGAAGAUUCGAGCUGAUGGUCCCCCCCAUGGUGGGGUCCAAUAUGAGAUGGUCUCUGUGUUCAAAGAUGGGAGCCCCAUCCUCCGGGACAUGGCCUUCUCCAUCAAUCAGCUGUACCUAUAUGUCAUGUCUGAGAGACAGGUCACCAGGGUCCCUGUGGAAUCAUGUGAACAAUAUACAACUUGUGGAGAGUGUCUAAGCUCAGGGGAUCCUCAUUGUGGCUGGUGUGCCCUGCACAACAUGUGCUCUAGAAGAGACAAAUGCCAACGGGCCUGGGAAGCAAAUCGAUUCGCUGCCAGUAUCAGCCAGUGUAUGAGUCUUGAGGUGCACCCCAACAGCAUCUCUGUGUCAGAUCACAGCCGGCUGCUCAGCCUGGUUGUGAAUGAUGCUCCCAACCUCUCUGAGGGUAUCGCCUGUGCCUUUGGGAACCUGACUGAGGUGGAGGGGCAGGUGUCUGGGAGUCAAGUCAUAUGCAUCUCACCUGGACCCAAGGAUGUCCCUGUCAUUCCUCUGGAUCAAGACUGGUUUGGCCUGGAGCUGCAGCUGAGAUCCAAAGAGACAGGAAAGAUCUUUGUCAGCACCGAAUUCAAGUUCUAUAACUGCAGUGCCCACCAACUGUGCCUGUCCUGUGUUAACAGCGCCUUCCGCUGCCAUUGGUGCAAGUACCGGAACCUCUGCACACAUGACCCCACCACCUGUUCCUUCCAGGAAGGCAGGAUCAAUGUUUCAGAGGACUGUCCACAGCUCGUGCCCACGGAAGAGAUUCUGAUCCCAGUUGGGGAAGUAAAACCAAUCACUCUUAAAGCCCGAAACCUGCCCCAACCCCAGUCUGGCCAGCGAGGCUACGAAUGUGUGCUCAACAUUCAAGGGGCUGUCCACCGGGUCCCUGCCCUACGUUUCAAUAGUUCCAGCGUGCAGUGCCAAAACAGCUCGUACCAGUAUGACGGGAUGGACAUCAGCAAUCUAGCAGUGGACUUUGCUGUGGUGUGGAAUGGCAACUUCAUUAUUGACAACCCUCAGGACCUGAAAGUACACCUCUACAAGUGUGCAGCCCAGCGGGAAAGCUGUGGUCUCUGCCUCAAGGCUGAUCACAAGUUCGAGUGUGGCUGGUGCAGUGGUGAGCGCAGAUGUACCCUCCGCCAGCAUUGCCCCAGCACUUCUAGCCCCUGGCUCGACUGGUCCAGCCACAAUGUCAAGUGCUCCAACCCCCAAAUCACAGAGAUUUUGACAGUAUCAGGACCACCUGAAGGAGGGACUCGUGUGACCAUCCAUGGAGUGAACCUGGGCUUGGACUUCUCUGAGAUCGCUCACCACGUGCAGGUGGCUGGAGUGCCCUGCACACCCAUCCCAGGGGAAUACAUCAUCGCUGAGCAGAUCGUCUGUGAGAUGGGCCAUGCCCUUAUGGGUACCACAUCUGGGCCUGUGCGUCUGUGCAUUGGGGAAUGCAAGCCAGAGUUUAUGACCAAGUCCCACCAGCAGUACACUUUUGUGAAUCCUUCUGUGCUGUCACUCAGCCCAAUCCGGGGACCAGAGUCAGGAGGUACCAUGGUGACCAUCACAGGCCAUUACCUUGGUGCUGGGAGCAGCGUGGCAGUGUACCUGGGCAAUCAGACCUGCGAAUUCUAUGGGAGGUCAAUGAAUGAGAUUGUCUGUGUUUCACCUCCGUCAUCCAAUGGACUGGGACCAGUCCCUGUCUCCGUGAGUGUCGACAGAGCCCGUGUAGAUAGCAGUCUACAGUUCGAGUACAUAGAUGACCCACGGGUCCAACGUAUUGAGCCAGAGUGGAGCAUCACUAGUGGGCACACACCCCUAACCAUCACAGGCUUCAACUUGGAUGUCAUUCAGGAGCCAAGGAUCCGAGUCAAGUUCAAUGGGAAAGAAUCCGUCAAUGUAUGCACAGUGGUAAACACAACCACCCUCACCUGUCUGGCACCCUCUCUGACCAGUGAUUACCGUCCAGGUCUGGACACUGUGGAGCGGCCAGAUGAGUUUGGAUUUCUCUUUAACAAUGUCCAAUCCUUACUUAUCUAUAAUGACACCAAGUUCAUUUACUACCCCAACCCAACUUUUGAACUGCUCAGCCCCACUGGAAUCUUGGAUCAGAAGCCAGGUUCACCCAUCAUCCUGAAGGGCAAAAAUCUCUGUCCUCCUGCCUCCGGAGGGGCCAAACUCAACUACACAGUAAUGAUUGGAGAGACACCUUGUACAGUCACUGUGUCUGAGACCCAGCUGCUCUGUGAACCUCCCAACCUCACAGGACAGCAUAAGGUCAUGGUUCACGUGGGCGGGAUGGUGUUCUCCCCUGGCUCUGUGAGUGUCAUCUCCGACAGCUUGUUGACCCUGCCAGCCAUCAUCAGCAUCGCAGCUGGUGGAAGCCUCCUUCUUAUUAUCGUCAUCAUUGUCCUCAUCGCUUACAAGCGCAAGUCUAGGGAAAAUGACCUCACACUCAAACGGCUCCAAAUGCAGAUGGACAACCUGGAGUCCAGGGUGGCGCUGGAGUGCAAGGAAGCUUUUGCGGAGCUUCAGACAGACAUCAAUGAACUAACCAGUGACUUGGACCGAUCAGGAAUCCCUUACCUGGACUACCGUACCUAUGCCAUGAGAGUCCUGUUCCCAGGCAUUGAGGACCACCCUGUUCUGCGGGAGCUGGAGGUACAAGGAAAUGGACAGCAGCACGUGGAGAAAGCCCUGAAACUCUUCGCCCAGCUUAUCAACAACAAGGUGUUCUUGCUGACCUUCAUCCGCACACUGGAACUACAGCGCAGCUUCUCCAUGCGAGACCGUGGGAAUGUGGCCUCUCUCAUCAUGACAGGUCUUCAGGGUCGCCUGGAAUAUGCCACGGAUGUUCUCAAGCAGCUGCUCUCUGACCUCAUUGACAAGAACCUGGAGAACAAGAACCACCCCAAGCUGCUUCUCCGCAGGACUGAGUCUGUGGCGGAGAAGAUGCUGACCAACUGGUUUGCUUUCCUUUUACACAAGUUCCUGAAGGAGUGUGCUGGGGAACCACUCUUCAUGCUAUACUGUGCAAUCAAGCAGCAGAUGGAGAAAGGCCCCAUUGAUGCUAUCACUGGUGAGGCCCGGUACUCCCUGAGUGAAGACAAGCUCAUCCGGCAGCAGAUCGAGUACAAGACUCUGAUCCUGAACUGUGUCAACCCUGACAAUGAGAAUAGCCCAGAGAUCCCCGUGAAGGUACUAAACUGUGACACCAUCACUCAAGUCAAGGAGAAGAUCCUCGAUGCUGUAUAUAAGAAUGUUCCCUACUCCCAGCGGCCAAGAGCUGUGGACAUGGACCUGGAGUGGCGCCAAGGCCGGAUUGCCAGAGUGGUAUUACAGGAUGAGGACAUUACCACCAAGAUAGAGGGUGACUGGAAGCGGCUUAACACACUGAUGCAUUACCAGGUGUCAGACAGAUCAGUGGUGGCUCUGGUCCCUAAGCAGACCUCUUCCUACAACAUCCCUGCCUCUGCCAGCAUCUCUCGGACAUCCAUCAGCAGAUACGACUCUUCCUUCAGGUACACAGGCAGCCCAGACAGCCUCCGGUCCCGGGUUCCCAUGAUCACCCCAGACCUGGAGAGUGGUGUCAAGGUUUGGCAUCUGGUGAAGAACCAUGACCAUGGUGACCAGAAGGAGGGCGACCGGGGCAGCAAAAUGGUGUCUGAGAUCUACUUGACCCGGCUUCUAGCCACCAAGGGCACCCUGCAGAAAUUUGUGGACGACUUGUUUGAGACCUUGUUCAGCACUGUGCACAGGGGUAGUGCUCUCCCCCUAGCCAUCAAGUACAUGUUUGAUUUCCUGGAUGAGCAGGCAGACAGACACAGUAUCCACGACACAGAUGUGCGGCACACCUGGAAAAGCAACUGCCUUCCACUUCGUUUCUGGGUGAAUGUCAUCAAGAACCCUCAAUUUGUAUUUGACAUCCACAAGGGCAGCAUCACAGAUGCUUGCCUCUCUGUGGUAGCCCAGACCUUCAUGGACUCCUGCUCCACAUCAGAGCACCGACUGGGCAAGGACUCACCUUCCAAUAAGUUGCUCUAUGCCAAGGAUAUCCCCAGUUACAAGAACUGGGUAGAAAGAUACUAUGCAUAUAUUGCCAAGCUCCCAGCCAUUAGUGACCAAGAUAUGAAUGCCUACCUCAUGGAGCAGUCCCGCCUGCAUGCCACAGAGUUCAAUAUGCUGAGCGCCCUCAACGAGAUCUACUCCUAUGUCAGCAAGUACAGUGAGGAGCUCAUCGGGGCACUAGAGCAGGAUGAGCAGGCCAGACGGCAACGACUGGCCUACAAGGUGGAGCAUCUCAUCAAUGCCAUGUCCAUAGAGAGCUGAAAGGAAGACAUUCUGUUCCUGGAAGAGAGACUCAUACAAGCUAUCACACUGGCCUCUCAAAAGGAAGAUGGGAUGAGUGAAGGGUAUCAGGCCCCAGAGCUGGCUGUCCUCUAAAAUCUCACCAAGGGAAGAAAGAAAGGCUCCUCUGUCAAUGGCAGCCAUGUUUCUUCAUAGCCGGUUCCUUCCAGAAGGACAGUGAACACCACCCAUCACAGUGUGAGCUCAGGACACUACGGGCAAGGAGAAGGUGGCCCUUUAAGCUGAGAGGCUUGAGCCAAAUGGUUCUGCCUCUGUGACUGCUGCUUUGCAUGAAAACUCAUUUGAUGUAUAUUGGGAAAUAAUGAGAACUUUAUUUAAUUUUUUAAGAAAAAGGGAAAAAACAGAAAUAAAACAAAACAUAAAUCUCCCCUGUCCAUCCCGUCCAACUUUUGUUUAAUUCGGUUUCUGUUCCCUUCUCAGUAAUAUUUCUUCUUCUGUAACAUCUCUUUCUCAAUGUCAGAAAAAUGCCUGAGAGAUGCUGAGUAGAACCAGUUUGGAAAUGCUCUCCUCUCCAUUGAACUGAGAGGAAGAAGGAGAGGCAGGAAGGAGUAGAAGUUCUUACUAAACAUUUGGCAAAUUAGCCAGGAAGACCUGGAUCCCACCACAGCCAGAUGCACCUGAGAACUGCACGCUUUUGUGGGACUUUUGGAAGCUGAUCAGAUCCACCUGCUAAUAGGAAACUGCCUUCCAUGCUGUGCCCUUGUGUAUCCUCAUCUCCUAAGAGGAGGAAGUACCCAACAAGGACCUGUGGGAACACCUUUUCUUUGUUUUACUUAGUCCCGAGCCUCAGCAAGUGAGGAGUUGGGCUUUGGUACUUUUCCUUUUGGUUUCCUUAGAAUUGAUAACAGAAAUGGAAGAGGUGAGACUUUCACAGAACAGCCACCUCCUCCCUAAGGACUCUGAACAGAGCCCCACAAGCCAGGCACCUGGGGACUGUGCAGACCAGGUCUCCUAGACCUGAGCUGAAUGGGGAGCAUGGGUGUUUGACUUUGGAUUCUACUCAACCAUCCACUAGUUUACGGCAAUUAAAAAGAAAACAAACUCAAACACUGUUUACAGUAAGCAAUACUUGAAGAGUGUAGGUUUAAAAAGCAGCAGUAUUUAUUAUUAUAUUUUCUUUUCUCUUGUGCCUGGAGAGGGGAGGCCAACCUUCGCUCAUACCCAGAAGCCCCUGACCAUCUGGGCAUACUGCAUUUGCCUCAGUAGAAAUGAUCGUGGUAGCCCAUCAUCUCUAUCUGUCAUGGAAUCAUGGAUGUGAAAGUCUAUUGCUUCUGAGAAGGCACUUGUCCUUCCCUGUGUCUCCUGAUACCUGAUGCCAUAGAUAGCCAGCCUUCCUGAGUAUAGCUUCCAAGCAAAGAUCAAGGCUCCAUCCUUGGGCCCAGAGGCAAGCUUUGUGGUAGCAGGACAAGAAAUUCAACUGGUAAGCCCUCAGGGAAUUUAGUUCUCCUGCCUUGGCAUGGCCCCUAGCAGCCAGUUCUCAACAGCUUUGCAAUUAGCGUCCGUCUCAAGGUAGGGUAGCAAGAGGAAGACAAAGGGUGGGCAUAAGGGAACAGUGAACGUAUGUCCCCUAAGAAGGCAUGAGCCUUCUACUUUUUAAGGGGUCAGGAAUGCCAGGCUGUAGGGCUGGGAAAUGGGGCUUACUAUCCCAACAGAGUUGGCCCUGGGUUAUUUCCUUCACAAUUAACUCAGGCCUCAGCUUAUUUCUCCAGUUGAUUCCAGUUUCUGAGACUCUGCUGACCAGAUGUGACUGCCUGCACAGGGCAAAGAAGAAAGUCAAGAAGGUGGCUUCCAUGCAAUGUAUGUGUCCUCGGAUGGCUGUCUCACACACAGCUGAUGCUGUCUGGGCUGUUCAGCUUGUUUCUUGCCUGAAUGCAACUGACAAGUGGAGAGAGAAAAGCAUUCAGCAAAAUACUCAGGAAACUUGCUGAUUUUAUGAUGAUUCACAACCAGCCAUGCCAAGGCCACUUUUCUUCUGAUAAUUUACUCAUGUUAAAGUUUUUCCGGGACAUACCAAUAGCCUGGAAAGAAACUAAUGACUGGCCUUCCACACCAAGCCAAAGUGUUUGCUCCUCAUAGCACCCAAAGCUUAUCAUCUUAGAGCCUGUAAUUUAUGAAAAUGAAAGAAGUGAUGUAGUCAAAACAAGAAUAGGAACAGAAGACAGGAUAAACUCUGGCCUGCCUAUUUCUCCAUCCCAGCACUGUUGAAGACUUUCUGAGCAGCUGCUACUGCUUGAGCUGAUGUCCAGAGCGCCGUUUCAUCAAGAAGUAAAAAA
Rattus rattus (black rat) is the source of this 8654-nucleotide messenger RNA. RefSeq names its product plexin A2 (gene Plxna2). Gene Ontology annotation, cellular component: semaphorin receptor complex. The record is from RefSeq and is a predicted model, not a curated record. The transcript is spliced from 32 exons. Bases 658 to 6342 code for a protein of 1894 amino acids. Gene Ontology annotation, biological process: regulation of GTPase activity; positive regulation of axonogenesis; negative regulation of cell adhesion. Gene Ontology annotation, molecular function: semaphorin receptor activity; protein binding. NCBI's taxonomy places the organism in Eukaryota, Metazoa, Chordata, Mammalia, Rodentia, Muridae.